Messenger RNA from Trichoplax adhaerens, 2043 nucleotides. RefSeq lists its product as uncharacterized. Bases 1 to 2043 code for a protein of 680 amino acids. The transcript is spliced from 12 exons. The record is from RefSeq and is a predicted model, not a curated record. Lineage: Eukaryota; Metazoa; Placozoa; Uniplacotomia; Trichoplacea; Trichoplacidae.
AUGUCAGAUAGUUGGAUGAAACAGCGAGCUUUGCAAUUAGCUAAGGAAAAUGUGCGAAAUGGUGAAAGUUAUUGGAGGAUGUCAAGGUGUUCAACUAGUGCAACAACUCCAUAUACUUAUGAUGCAUGCAAAGCAAUCGGUAAGAAUGAAUGUGAUAAUUCUAUAUCAGUUUCGAAUCCUUUGAAAAACUUUGGACCUUUGCGAAUAAUUGGUACUCAAAACAAUCGUAGACGAGACUGCCAAAUUGUGAUUCAAGAUUAUCAAACAUCACAAACUGUGCUUCAAAUAUCAACACCAAACAUUUAUAUUGAAAAAGUGGAAAUCUCAGCUGACGGUCGGACUGCAGCCUUCCAGCAAUUAAGCAGAAAGGACGAGUGGAUCGGAAAGUGGAUCGUUUACGAUCUCGAUAAAAAUGAAGAAAUAAGCUUUGCCCAAAACGAUCAAGGGGAAGACGUUAACACUGACUUUCAUUCCGUACAAUUUUGCCCUGCUCAAUCUCAAACCCAAGUGAUCAUGACACUCUCUGGAGAUUCCCGUGAAGUUAGGAUUUGGAAGAUUGAGGGGAAUUGUAUUAGACCUACAAAUAAGCAAAUAUCACGCCAAUACAAAAUAGAAUAUUGUCGAUGGGUACUAGUGCAAGAUAGUGUUUGUGUCUUGUUGUGGUGGAGAAAAUAUCAAAGUCAAGGAGGGGAGUAUAAAAACUAUGCACCUGUCGAUCCGGAAAAGUGGAUUAAUGAAUGUCAAAUUGAAAUGUGGAAUGCACAGGAAUGGACUUGUCGAUCAUUCAAAGUACCUGCUUUCAUCCAUGCAAAGGAUGAUGGUCGGUACUUUGCUACCAAUGAUUUUCAACAUGGCUUGUACUUAACGCACAUCAACAUCUACCGUGAUGCAGCCUAUAUGAUAUUGUCAUAUAACUGGUUUAGAAGUAGUACAAUUGGUCUGUUAAAAAUGGAACAAGAUAUCGAAUUUGAAAAUCAAUUUCGGCCAAUAUUACAUGAUGUUGGAAAGGUUAAGAAUAUUUUGGUAUCAGGCGAUCAGUCAAUGAUCGCUAUUGACUGUUUAAGUAAGGAAGUCAUACUCAAGAUGAGUGGUGAUCAAGUCCAAUCUCGUGUUAAACUUGAUCAAUCUGGUCGAUCAAUGUUUAUUCCUGGUAGUAAUCGAUUGCUUAUUUAUGAUGCACCUGGUAGUAAUCGAAAGCUUAUUAAUGAAGAUCGUCAUGUAUAUGAAUAUAAUUUACAAGGCGAUAAAAUUGCUUGGCAAGAUAUCUCUCAAACAAAAUCAGUUGAUGUUGGUAGCGACGUAACCCAACGUAACCCCCAAACUACCGUCAACAUAUUCGACCUGAUCGAGUUUGUAGGUAUAGAAGAUUGUAGAAAGUACAGGGAAUUAAUCAAUGGAAUAGUUGAAGAAGAAUCGACUAAAGAAGAAGAAUCGACUGCUAAAGAUAGGAUACGCUUCAGAUAUAGAAAGAAGGAUAACACACUCAUUCUCAUGAAAAUAUUCUCCGCAUUCAAUAGCUGGAUAAUAACUAUUAACCUUACAACCAGAAUGAAGAGCGUUGAUCGACUGAAAUGGAGUCAUGUUGUGUAUGUUGAUGAUGAUUAUGUUUAUGUUUGGAAAAUGAUGGAAGAUGGUGAAUAUAGCUUGAAAUGUUACAAGUUUGGGGAUGGUGAAUAUCAAUUACUGCAAAAUAUUGACUACCAAGGGGAGGAAGGAUUAAUCUGUAAAAUAAUGAUGAAUUAUAACCCUCAUAAGAUUGAACAUUCGCCUCUUCGGAUGAAGAAAGAAAAAUUAGUUGAUGUAUGGGGAGAGAAAGAUGCCGAAAUGAUUGCUAAUGCAAGGAUAUUGCUGGGUUUUAUCCCUGGACAAUAUCCUGGAUUAUCCCUGCACGGUAAUCAUUUCUGGUGUUUACUAGCACUAGUCAAUCGUUUCACACUUUGUACCAUGUUGACUUUCAUGCUGAAAAAUAGUGAUGAGUUAAUGACUGGUUUGAAAAUGGAAUUGCUCAAGUACGGCCAAGUUUUGGUUAAAAUCAUUACGUAA